GAAGCACAGCAGAGCAACUGCUGAAGGGAAAAGAGAGAUGUGAGAUGGUAAAAGUCGUCGAGUUCGAAUUGAAAUGAGUGUGCGCGUGCUAAUCUGUGCAGUUUGUGUCUUUUAACAUGGCAGAAGGGUCCCGUUAUCGGGGCUCAGUACAUGCAUUAUUCCUUUAAACAAAUAAAUUAUUAUUAUCAUUGUUUAAUGAAAAUUUGUGCGCGUACUGUGUUUUCAUUAUCAUCAAAAGUUAUUUCAGUGAAGAUCCUUAUUCAGAACAAGGACGAAGUUGGUGACCGCGCCUGAAAAGGAGACAGAACAACAACAGCGUAAGGUGUCGCUGCAGAGGUGUAAAAGAUUUUGGAUGAGGCUAUUCACAGAAUUGGCAGAAUUGACAGGUGAACAACACUCAUGAAUAUUAAUUUCUUCGAUCGGCUUUGAAAACAGGCUGUUAUUAUUCAUUGGCAAAAAGCGAAGAGUAAUUUCAAAUGCUUUCAGGUGAAAGAGAUUAUGUUGCUUAUAUCAAUCUGGUUCGCGAGAAUGGUGGGUGGCGUGCCCAGCGGGUGGAUGAGGCGAAUCCUCUUCAUUCUUGUCCUGAUCACUGGGUUGCUUCUCAUUGCUAUGUUUGCCAACGCACCACCUCUUUCUUCUCUUCAACCUUUUACUGCUCGAAGCUGGAAGACACUACACAGUCGAUUUGUUUCUUUUGUGAUUGGCAAGAAUUGGAGCAAUAAAUCUGAUGAACAACUUUUUGAUGUUUCUGAAAUUUCUGGACCAUUUCAUAGUCCAUGGUCGUGGGUGUGUAAUGAAGAGAGAUGCGAGAGAAGGGCUGUGAGAUCGUCAAGAACAACAUUGGCGACCUGUGCGGCCACAUGUGGUGGGAAUAGUCGUUUAAUUUGGCCUAGCCCUACGGGCAAAACUUUUCUCAGCAAGGAUCAUGUUGCUUUUCAUAUUCAACAGAUUGAUUUUUCUCUAAUUGACUCCCCCGAUCAGGAAGUCACGAAUCUUUUAGAGAAGGCUAGGGAAGUAUUUUUAGGAAAUGUGCGGAGCUUAAUAAAAGUACCAAACGCAAAGGCGAGAUCAACAAUUGAUAACUUUAUCAUCUACCUAAGUCCAGGAGAAUCCAAAGAUGCAAAAUUAAGUCUAAACACGGAUGAGUCUUAUAAACUGAAAAUAUCCCUGAGAGGGAAACUCCUGGAGGCGAAGAUUACAGCGAAAACUUACUAUGGAGUUCGUCAUGGUUUAGAAACUCUAAGUCAAAUGAUAUGGUGGGAUGAGACGGCUGGGAAACAGGGAAUGCUACGUGUUUUGAGCCAGGCGACAAUUGAAGACAAACCAAAAUUCCCCUAUCGUGGCCUUCUCAUUGACACUGGUCGGCAAUAUUUUCCCAUUGAUGAAUUAAAGCGCGUCAUUGAUGGAAUGUCCGCCUCGAAACUCAAUACAUUUCAUUGGCAUUUGACGGAUUCGCAAAGUUUUCCAUUUGACUCGGCCAUCUUUCCCGAAAUGGCGCGUUGGGGCGCCUACAGUGGAGAGCAAGUUUACACUCCCGAGGACGUUCGAGAUCUCGUGCAUUAUGCAAGGAUCAGGGGGAUCAGAAUUCUCAUCGAGAUUGAUUCCCCAGCUCAUGCCGGCGCUGGUUGGCAAUGGGGUCCUGAACACGGAUUAGGCGAAUUGUCCCUCUGCAUAGAUCAAAUGCCCUGGCCGUCAUAUUGCGGCGAGCCCAAUUGCGGACAACUGAAUCCAAUCAACGAGCAUUCCUACCGAAUAAUUCAGGGCCUCUAUAAAGAACUUCUCGAUUUAACUGAAGUGCGCGACAUCAUUCAUCUUGGCGGCGAUGAGGUGAAUCUCGAUUGUUGGGCCCAGUAUUCAAACAUAACGUCAGCGAUGCAAGCACAAAAUAUCACCGAUCUCUAUGCACUGUGGGGAGAUUUCGAGAUGAAAUUAAUGUUGAGGAUACUGAAGGUGAAUCAGGAUAAGGUUCCUCAAGCAGUGAUUGUAUGGAGUUCGCCAUUAACGAAAAAGCCCCACAUCGCAGCGUACUUUGAUCCCAAGGUCCAUGUGAUUCAAUCGUGGGGAGCGAGUAGCUGGCAAGAAACACAGGAUCUAUUAGAAGAUGGAUUCCGAGUAAUUCUAUCGCACGUGGAUGGAUGGUAUUUGGAUUGUGGUUUUGGAAGAUGGAGAGAAACUGGUGAAGCGGCUUGCGGAGAAUAUCGCACUUGGCAAACUGUCUAUAAUCACAGGCCCUGGCGGGAUUAUCCACAAAAACAAUGGAAUCUCAUUCUCGGGGGAGAAGCUGCUAUUUGGAGCGAGCAAGUAGGACAAGCGUCCUUAGGACCACGACUUUGGCCCAGGGCCUCAGCACUUGCCGAGAGAUUAUGGAGUGAUUUGCCAGCGAACGGCUAUUCCGUAGAAGAAAAUGUCUACACAAGAUUAUCCACACACAUGGAUAUCCUGACGGCUCGGGGACUUAAAAUAGAAGCAAUGUGGCCACAUUGGUGCUCUCAGAAUCCAGGAAAAUGCCUUUGACUGAGGUAGAAAUUAAAGGAUAAGCGAAAAGCCAUUUCAGUACACCACAGUGACUCGAGGAAGCAAAGCUGUGAAUUAAUUGUAAUAAUAAUUGUUGUAUCAUUUUUAAGGCCAUUCAUCAAUUUCAUCAUGUCAUGAUUUUUCUAUUAUGCUGCAGACUGAUUGUCAAUAACAAAAAAUUCGCUUUUCUAUAAAAAUAUUACAUUCAAUCGUCAAACAUACGAAAAAUAACAGCAAACGCGUAUAAAAGUUUUUUAGACAAAUUUUUUAUAGAUAUAAUCUUUUUGCCGAACACAAAAUAUUUAGAUUAAUAAAUUGUUGAACUUGUCUCAGUGGAUAAUUGAAAAAAAAGUGCGAAAAAAAGAAUUUCUUUACAGAAGAAGAAAGAAUCAAGAUUGAAAUUCAUUUUUGCAAUAUUUAGAAAAUAUGCUCAAGCUAAUGGCACCUGACUGUUUCAAUUUAAAAAAAUGAAAAAAAAAAAAAUGUCGAUCAGUCUCUUAGCACUGAGUACUUUAUAAUAUAGAUAAAAAUUAUUCCAUACAUAAUUGAAUGGAUGAAAGAAAAGAGUUUUCAUUACGGGGUCCAAUGAGGGGCUUGAUGAGAGCUUACUUUUAUAUAUAUAGAGAGAGAAAAAAAUAAAAAAUGUAGCAAAGAAAAUUGCUUUGGGUGAUUGUCAAA
Messenger RNA from Leptopilina heterotoma, 3192 nucleotides. RefSeq names its product probable beta-hexosaminidase fdl (gene fdl). The record is from RefSeq and is a predicted model, not a curated record. Gene Ontology annotation, biological process: glycosaminoglycan metabolic process; ganglioside catabolic process; carbohydrate metabolic process. Gene Ontology annotation, cellular component: membrane. The coding region runs from base 499 to 2514 and encodes 671 amino acids. Gene Ontology annotation, molecular function: beta-N-acetylhexosaminidase activity. The transcript has 9 exons. Lineage: Eukaryota; Metazoa; Arthropoda; Insecta; Hymenoptera; Figitidae.